AUGGAGGAUAUAGAUCGCCUAUUCACCUACCAAGUGUGCGUGUUGAAUGAGUUCCGGGAAGAUGACGUGGCCAGUAACUUCCCAAAGGUUAAGAAAUCGUAUGAAAGAAUUCUGCUAGCCAUUUUGGAGGAAGUGAAAAGGUACCAAGCGGAUUUGCUCCGCAGCGGGAAGGAGCAAACUGGAUGUGAAGAUGCGCCAACUGAGAAACCGCAACACCUCUCUGUUGGUGGAAAUGCGAAAGGGGAAGUUAACCCCUCAGAUGAGGCACACACAAAAGGAGCCAGCAGAGCAGUUCGGAAGAGAAAGCGAAAUGCAGAUGGGGAGGAAGAAGAGAACAAGGAGAGUCCUAGUGCUGACGAAAAAGACAACACAAGUGAAAAGAAAGAAGACGACAGUAAGGAAGGUAACGGAAACGCUCGAAAGGACACCUCUACAAGCGAUGCCGAGAAGGGGAAGAAGAAGCCAAAGGACGCCUCCUACCUCAGAAGAGACAGUCCACCACCCCUCGCAGUGACAGUGAAGGCAGCAGAUAGAACCCCCCCUGCUGGGACAGAGAAAGAAUUUAUAAAAGUGGACGAAGAUUUUAAGUUCCUAACUGCAGAAGACCUCCAAUUUAGAAUCCCCCUAAAGGAACAGUGCGACUUGAAAGGGCUAUUCAACAACCUGGUGGAUGAAAUUAAAAGAAAAAACUACCUGAACGUGUACAGGCAAAUGUACGUGGAAUCGUUUAGGAGAAAUCAGAGGAAAAUUCAAGAGGACUCGAUUCUCCUCACCAGUGGGGCUUACCAUGGGGGGGACAUUACGGGGAGCAGCGCCAAACAGCACACCUCUGUUACCACCUCCGAGGGAACCGUCCAAGUUGUGAAAUUCUACGUCGAAAGGGUGAAGAGCAACCUGUGCCUGUUUUACUUUGACCUGUUUCUGUGCAUCUUGAAAGGCGCCGUGGCGGUGGACUGCGGGGUUAACUUCAUUGCCAACGAUUUGGCGGACGUCCACCGGGAGAGCUUCGGCAAGUUGUUGGAGGUGGUCGCAAGGGGGGAAAGUGCAGCAGGGCGAAGCGAAGCGGAGCAAAGCGCAGCAGGGAAAGGCCCAUCGGGGGAAAGUGCAGCAAGGGAAGACCCCUCGGGGGAAGUCCCAUUUGGGGUAGGCGACAGGAAGCAACUGCCCCGAGGGCACUUCGCGGGCCACGUGAAGGAGCUCAUCCUGAACAGCCUGCACUACCUAAUCGAGCUCCUCGAGCAAAUGAAGGAGCACAACGGCGCCAACUACACGCAGUACAAGGACACCAUCUCCAGGUGCGUCCUAUCGCUCGAAGCCAAAAGGGUAAUAACAUAUAAAGAAGCCACCACAUACAUCGAGUGUAAAAAUUUUGAUAAGCUGAGCAUCUUCAGCAAAGAGCUAAACAAACUGGUUACCAAAGUGAAAACCAAAAAUAUGUAUAGCAUAUGGGUGUAUAAUUUGCUAAGGGAAAAUGUCAGUGGCUAUUCAAAAAUUAUUUUUUUGUUGGAGAGUUUUUUUUCCUCUCCUGGGGGGGGGGGCGACUCUCCCUCGGGGGAUUCUUCCACUCAUAAGCAAACAGACAAGUUAAGAAAAAAAAAAAAAAUAAUUUCGGAACUUUUUUUGAAGUAUAAACUGGGGAGCAGGAAAAUGGUUGGUACACCGAAAGGGGAAGGAAGGGGAAGAAGUGGCCAGCGGAGUGGACUGGACCUGAAGGGGAAGAGCCCACACUGUGCGGCGCCCAGCGAGGGGCACUCCCCCGGCGACGACUCGCCCUCCACGCUGUGCACCCCGGAAGGGGAGGAGCCGCCCGCGCGGGGGGAGUUAGAAGUGAGAGCCGAUCAGGCCGAUCGAGCUGAUCCAGCUGAACUGCCCCCCGGUGAGCUGCCCCCCGCCUGCCCCAAGCCGAAGGACCCCCCCCAGCGGAAGCGCACCUCCGCAGAAAGCACAAAGCGAUCGUGGGAGAGGCACCUGAACUGCUUCUACUGCACCGACUUGAUCAAAUUGAAGAACAAAAUUUUCACCAUCGCGGGCCUCCACAACUUGUGCCCGCGCAGGGUGCUCUCCAUACUCAUCUUCUUUUACGAGCAGAACGUGGAGAGCCCCAAGCAGCUGCUCCCCCUCUUCUUCCUCUACACAAAGGAAACUAUCACAGACGUCAUUCUACUAGAGUUAAAAAUAAAAAACAAUUACAUUAGAGAGAUGGAGCAGAAGGAAUUGCAAAAAUUGAAGCUCCUUCACCGAAGUGAAGAAGACACGGGAAGAAGCAAUCAGGACUCGAGCAGAUUUCUAGAUCCUUUUUUUUUAAAUAAAAAAAGUUUUUUCACCCCCAACUACUUUAAAAUGUGCUCCAUCCUAAUUUUAAAUGACCUCCUAAAUUUUAAUAGCUUUUACGAGCACAUCCUUCCAAAUGAUGAGUUGCUCAAAAUAGCAUAUGAAGAACUGUAUAGAAAGCUCCGGGAAGAUUAUGAGAAAUCUACAUCCGAGAGAUUGACUCCCUUUUUUUUGCCCUACCUCCCGAUGGAUAUAAGCGAGCUGCACCUUCUCUAUAACAAAGUGCGUAGGUACAAUCAGAAGAGCAAAGCUCUCGAUCGAUCGUCAUCCAGACAUGGCAUAGACCAUAGCUACAGUAGCGGUUCGGGGCAUAACAACCAGCCGUCUGUUGGCUCCACGCAGAAGGGCAGUUCCUACUCGAAUGAGAACAUCGGGGAGGGCGUCACUUCGCCAGGUGGGAGCAACGGCCGGUCCAGCAGCAUCACGGAUGGGACGACUCCCAGGGGGGGUAGAGCCCCCAAGGGGGCCACCUCAUCAAACGCAAUCAACACCGUCACCACCUCUGAAGCGUCGCUGAGCGACCCCUCCAAAAUCUUCGAAGAGGGGCAAUCGGAACACGUGGACAACCGCGUAGUGCACUACCUCCUAAAUUGCAAACAUGUCGACCUAAAAAAAAAAAACGAACAAAUCGCGGAUCUCCAGAACAAGGACCCGAUUGAGUUUUUCCUUUUUGAUAUGAUUCACAACAAAUCCAAUGGUGCAGAAAAUUUCGUAAAGAAUUACAUCGAGAGGGAAAUACAGCUGAGGAACGAAGUGGCCAACUCUAAAUUUUUGAAGCACACUAAUUCGUAUGACUACCUCUUCCUUCCAGAUGACAAUUAUUUCUUUCUUCUAGGUCGACUCUUUUUUAUUAAAAAUCCAAAAUUUCUCUUCUUAUCAUCUUUGAUUAAUCUAAAUGCCUGGAGCUAUGUUGUCACCUUGCUGGACCAUAUGGCUAGCUACCAGUGCAACCCCUUCCUCAACUACUACGUUAGUUUGUCUAUGUCUAGGCUCAUUGGGCACUCCAUCACCUCGUUUGAGAGGGCAUACCUCGCAGGUGAAGCUCCUCGGGAGGCACACACAGCAAGUGGGUCGAAUCUAAAACAGAGACAAGUGCCUUACUAUAUAAGAAAGGCGAACAAUGUAGCCGGGGGAGAAGCUGCCUUCUCUCGGGAAGACAAACCCCAGAAUGAGGGUACUACUGCACAAAAUGGAGACACCGGUGGGCCCUGCUUCUUCUGCAAGAUUCAUCUCGACACCAGGAGGCUUUACAGCUACCAGUGCAUUAAAGUGCUGAACCGGAACAAGACGCACCUGCAGAACCUGUUCAGGGAUGAAAAGAAAAUCCAAAAGAAGAAAAAAAAAAUGAAGCAAAUUUUAAAAAGCGUUAUGCACAAUGGGAGGGGCGGCGCCCCCGGGGGGGCCAGAAACGCCAAUAGUGAUCGAACCCCCUGUGAUGGAGCCACCUGUGAUGGGCACUCGCUUUACGGGAAAGCCGACGAAACUGCGAAGAAGAAGAAAACACGCGCAAAUCAGUCCAGUCGAUCCUCCACCCUGCUGCGCCCGCUGAGGAAGCACCUCCUGCUCUGCUCGAACGCCCCGCCGUCUGAGGACUCGUCCGAGGCGGAUCCAGUCAGCAGUGUACACCACGCCAGCAAAGCGGAUCCCCCCAGUGAUGCAAACCAGGUUAGCGGUGCGCACCCCACCAGUGAGGCAAACCAGGUCGGCAGCGCCGCUAUCGCCGACGCCGCCUGCGCGAGCGACCUGGACACCUUCCUGAACUUCUUCUCGUCCAACCGAACCAACAACUACAUGAAGAAGAUAAAAAGCGCGGACGACUUUUUCAACAGAGCACUGCAGUAUGUCAAGUACCUGGGCUACUUCGGGUACCUGUAUAAGUCCCUGGUGAGGAGGCUGCUGCUCCUGGUGAGGGCCUACGUGAAGAGGAAGGUGAGUCGAGGGGAGGAGCUGCAUGCCAACUUUGACAAGCUCUUCAUCCGCUUUUUUUUCCUCUGCCCGAUAAAUGAGGACGACGAGGGGGGGAGCGGCGGAAGCGUCGGAAGCAGCGGAACUGUCGGAAGCGGAAGCGGAACCAUCGGGGGAAGCGACGCGAAUGAUGGCGAUGCCUCCCCCCUGAAUGAGGACAUAUGGAACGUGCUGCGACUCGUCCCCGUGUCCAGGCGCUACAAGCUGUACUCCAAAUUUUACGCCAAAGUGGCGAAGUACCAGAAGGCGGUUUCCAAGCUGGCGGUGGAGCGGCCGGGAAAGGGGGGCCCCAGCGAGGGGGGAGGCAACACUACAGUUACCCCCCUCUUGCCGCAUACCAAAGCAGCCAUUGCCCUCUCCAGCAUCAACUUCGAGCUAGCCAAAAACAAGUUGAGGAAAAUUAUCAAAAGGAUUACGUCGGAUAUACUGAAGGACCGAUACAGCAGCAAAGUGCAAAGCAUCCUAAUGCAGCUAACCAGGGUGAUCAACAGAAACCCCUUCAUCUCUUCGGAAGUGAUUCUGCAGCAGUGCGAGCUGUUCGAUAACAACAUGAUAGUAACUCUCUCCGAAUCUAUUAAAGAUAUACACAGCUUCUCCAGCGACAUUUUUGUUUUUAAAAUUGUGGAGAGACAACAGCUGCUAAAUGUUAGCAAUUACCAGUUAAGCAAACAGUACAGUAUGAACAGUUCAGAUCUUUUUGAUGACUCUUUUUUCAAACCGAAGAAGUUAAUUAACCUUUCGCUAGUCAGUGCCAAGUUUUUGUCCAAACAUCCCUUUGCGGAUUUGUACCCUCUUAUCAUCUCCAUUGUGAAGAGGCUAUUUUCGGAGCUGCACACAUCGGACCAGCUCUUCCUUAGAAAUAGAAUCGAAGCGCAGCAGAGGAACAGUAAGGGGGGCGUCUCCAGUGGGGGGGAAGCGCAACUGAAGGGGGAGCCAAACGAGGGGGUAGAGGCAUCCCAUUGGGAGACCGCCCCGCAGAGGGAGACCCCCCCCCACUGUGGCGACGAAUUCCUGGUAAGCGUCCUCAACGCGACGAAUGCGAAAUACCCCGACGUCAUGAGCGGCUACAUUUUCGAUGUGGACUACCUGCAGAAGCUGAUCGAAAUCUACGGAGGGACAAGCGCAUCGAUCGACGUGCAGGAGCUUAACGAAGAUCAGCUGAAUGCCCAGUGUGGACUGAAGCUCCUCAAAAAGGAAAUCAUGUUUUUGGAAGAAAGCUUCAAUUUUAAUAUGAAUAACGUAGAAUACGAACAUAUAGAAAAAGCGGAGAUGGAUGAUGAGCGGCUACAAAAACUCUGCGUUGAUAAUGCGACUAGGAAUUUAUCCAACCCCAAUGUCGUGUACCUCUUCUUGUGUAUUCUUUCCAAACUGAAAUAUGAAUACCUGUUCGAUAGUAACACGAGUAACUUAAGAAACAUCUCCUCCCUGAUUGACAAAGUGGAUGCAGUUCUCCUUCAGUUUAUCAAUUUUUUGCAGACGAACACGGAGCCCUACCUGUAUUUGACCUACAUCCCCAGCAUCACUUUGAUCUUUUCCUAUUUCGACAUUUCGCAGUCCUUUCAUAUCAUCCGAUUUGCCUUCCCCUUCUUCGACGAGCGCGGCGGUGCGAGGCGGCAGCCCAGGUCCUCUUCCCCCCUGGCGCGCGGUAGAGGCGAGGCCGCCAACCGGAGCGAGGCUGCCAAUCGAGACGACCCCGCAAACCGAAGUGAUGCCGCUAACAGAGGCGAUGCCGCCAUCCAGCGCGCCAACGAGGAGAAGUGGAAGGAAGCCGUCAUGCCCAUCGUGCAGAGGUACCUAAGCAUAGAGAGCCUCAACGGGAUUAACAUCGACUUCUAUCUCACCUACUGGCGGCUAAGCAUCACAGACAUCUAUGUGCCCCACAAGCAGUACCAGAAGGUGAUAGAAAGGUAUGACGCGUACAUAAAGAAGCUAGAAAAGCAUCAUGAGGAGAAUAAAAAAAAUGAAGACUACAAAUGGGUUCUGAAGAAGCUCAGGAAGCUCCGAUCCAAAAGAGGAACCAUCAACAGUGAAUACCAGUUUCACAUCCAACACACAGAGAAAAUAAAAAAGCACUUGUCCCAUGUGGUGGACCACUGGGUGAACCCACAAGAAAUCGACCUGACCACCUUUACAGCUUUCGUCAAAUGUCUCAUCGCGCCGAGAAUAUUAAACAGCGAAAAGGACUCUCUCUUCUGUUCCAAAUUCAUCCUCCUACUCUUAGAAUUCCGCACACCUCUCUUCAAUUUCUGCCUACUAACCUACGUAUGUAUCAAAAUGCUCAUGCCGAUUAUAAAUGCCUGCACGGAGAAGGAGGCUCUAAACAUCGGGCUCUUUUUUAAUGAACUCUUUUCCUACGCAUACCAGUUAUGCCAAGACCCCAAACAUUUUAAACUAGUGUCCGAAGAAAACCCUUGCUUUAGCAGCACGCUCAAUUUCCAAUCGAAAGUUACAAUCGAACACUCCUUCAUCAUCGGCAAGGUGGCCAAGUGGGAGAAGCUCCUCGUUUCUCUUCUCUUUGAAAAUAACAAUCAUCAGAAAUCUUGGAUCAAUUCCAAAUCGGUCGUCAUCUUCCUCUUUCGCGUCCUUCAUUCCUUUCCCUACUCGAACAAGGUGAAGCACUCCAUACGGAAGUACCUGCAGAACCUGCACUCCUUCGCGCAGAGCCGCGGGUGGAAGGACAUCGCCAUUUCGGUCAACAGUUUGAAGACCAUCAUGGAGCGCAACCGCAAAGCGGCGGAGAAGGAAAAGAAGGAGGAGCCCGAGGCGAAGCCCCAGGAAGGCAAGGCCGGCUCGUCCAAGGCAAGCGCGCCCGCGCCGAACCCAGACGGAAACGUCACGAUGAACCCCUUCAACACGUCCAACCCGGUGCACAUGAACUCCAGCCCGACCUUCGUGCCCAUAACGAAGAACUUGUACAACUCAAACAUGUACCCCGUUUUGCACAACUCCAUGAGCAUGCCGCCCAAUCCCUACAUGAAGGACAACCCAUUUAGCAACAAAAUCCCUCCACCACAGGAUCCGAAUAAGUACUUUUUGAAAAAUAAAUUUCGAUUUUUCUAG
Molecule: messenger RNA, 7356 nt
Organism: Plasmodium vivax (malaria parasite P. vivax)
Lineage: Eukaryota; Apicomplexa; Aconoidasida; Haemosporida; Plasmodiidae
Exons: 4
Coding region: 1-7356 (2451 amino acids)
Biological process (GO): mRNA export from nucleus; mRNA processing
Cellular component (GO): THO complex part of transcription export complex
Molecular function (GO): mRNA binding
Source: RefSeq, a predicted model, not a curated record